AUGAGGAUUGCCAUUCGAGAGCAAUUGGCUUUACUUGUCACCCUCGUUGUACUAGUCGGGCUCGCCAUUGUAUCCGUGCCAACAUGGAUUUUCGUCAACAACUUCGUCAUCCAAGUCCAGUCGAGCGGCUUGGCCUUGACAGCUUCACUCAAGGCCACCCGCAUCGCGUCUGAGCUCCAGCUGAUCCAGACGACCUGUUCGACAAUAUCUACGAGAAUAUUGAUCCAACAAUCGCUGGUGACAUACUACGAAGGCAACACGACCGAUAGUAAUUGGGCUUCUGCGACCGAGGACUUUCAAAGCGCCCUUGGCUCUGGCGGAGGGAAUUUGUACCAAGUCAAAGUGUACUCCAGAAACACCACGGGUCCGAGUAAUGGCCUCUUCAACGCCACUGGUAAAACAACUCCACGCAUCGAGCUUCCCUAUGAGACGUCCGAUGGAAACAGGCCGUUCCUCGGUGACGCGGACGGAGGCUUUCCGCCGUCGCUCUAUCCCAACAUCACGUACAAUGACACGGGCGUGCCGAGCACCAACAGUCCGUCCACAAAUACAUUUACGGCUUACGCCUUCUCCGGCAUUCAGCUCAAUCAAGGCAAUGGCCUAUUGCUGGGUCCUCUGAUGAUCAACGAGACAUUUGCCCUGAUUUCACUGACUAUACCCAUACGAUCCAUAUCACAACCGGGUUUUAUCUUGGGAUACAUGACCGUUGUCGCUUCUGGAAGCCCCCUUGUGAACGUGGCGAGUUCAAGAGAAGGCAUGGGUAACACGGGUGUCGUACUGAUUAUCGGUCCAGAGGCCGCAUCAAAUCAAUUCGACCCAACACUGCCACCGAGCAAUUCAACGUACACGCCGACUGACCGGGAUGCCUUCGGAAAUACUCCAAUGAAAUUUGUCCUUCCCCCCAUACCAGCGCCCAAUGGCGCAAGACGGCAUGAUCAGCACAGCUACAGUUCUGGAUCUUACGACCGCCCCUUCCGAUUGAAGGACUACCCAGUCUUGAUGACAGAGUUCUCAAAACAGGUCGACUCAGUGAACAACGCUAGCGCGAAUUUGUGGACGAAAAAUGAGCAAAAUACCGAUGUCUCGGUCGGGUUCGCCCGGCCACAGAACACGCUUUUCACUUGGGCGGUGAUUGUUGAGCAGGCACGCUCCGAAGCCACGGCUCCGAUCAGCACGUUGCGUACUAUUCUACUUGGUUGUGUCUUUGGUACUGCUGGCGCUGUUGCGCUCCUCGUCUUCCCGUGUGCCCACUGGAGCGUCAUGCCGAUUCGACGGCUCAAAGAUGCUACAGAGAAGUCUGUUGCUCCACCAGGAUACCAGGACGACCUCGCGAGAUUCAACACAUAUGACGAAGACGGCAUGAUCUCGGGUACUACAUCUAAGAAAUCUGUGAAAGGCAUGGUGGCAUGGUUCUCCCGGAAGUUGGGGCGCCAUCACCGUAGACGCCUCCUGGCAGACGCCGAAAGCGACUCACACCGACGUGUCUUUAAAAUUCCGGGCAAAGUGGAAAGUCACAAACACAUAGUCACCGAUGAGUUGACGGAACUAACGACAGUUUUCAACGAAAUGAGCGACGAACUGCUUAAGCAGUACACAUCACUGGAUGAAAAGGUAGCCGAACGAACGCGCGAACUGGAAAUCAGUAAGAAGGCAGCCGAAGCAGCGAACGAAAGCAAGACUUUAUUCAUCGCAAACAUCUCCCACGAACUCAAGACGCCACUGAACGGCAUUAUGGGCAUGUGUGCAGUGUGUAUGGAAGAGGACGAUAUUGUCAGGAUCAAGCAGUCCCUCAAGACGCUGUAUAAAUCUGGCGAUCUUUUGCUCCAUCUUCUCGAUGAUUUAUUAAGCUUCUCAAAGAAUCAAAUAGGUCAUCAAGUAAACCUGGAGGAACGCGAAUUUCGGCUGGCGGACAUUCGAUCGCAGAUUCUUUCCAUCUUCGAUAAGCAAGUAAAGGAGGGCCGCAUCACGCUGACAGCCGACUUUGUCGGUAACGACUGCGAUGGCUAUCCUGUCGAUCCGGAACAAUCCAAUCAAGAGAAGCGUCUGCCCGCUGUCGGCCCCCAAGGUCUGGGCCGUCUGAAAGACAUGUGCCUCUGGGGCGAUCAGCAUCGAAUAUUGCAGGUCUUGAUUAACUUGGUGAGCAACAGCUUAAAGUUCACACCUGCUGGUGGCAGGGUCAUGGUACGUAUUCGGUGCAUAGCAGAAAUAGAGUCAAGCGAUGAGAGUAGGGCGUCGUCAUCCAUCUCAAGGAACUCGAGCCGCCCCGGCCGUGGUCGAGGUCGCCUCGGAUCCGGCUCACAAAACUCGACGAGCUCUAGAGGCGCAUCGUCGUCAAUUGUGCAGGCACAGGUUCAGAAAGGCACUGCCUUGUCCAUCAACCCAGCGGAUCCUAGAUCUGGAAGCCACCAGACAACCAUGGACAGGCCUGCAACUCCGCCGCCAACCAAUGCCAAAACAUAUCUCUUCGAAUUUGAGGUGGAGGAUACUGGCCCUGGUAUAGCCGAGCACAUGCAACAGCGAGUGUUUGAGCCCUUCGUGCAAGGAGACUUGGGUCUAAGCAAAAAGUAUGGUGGCACCGGGCUAGGCCUGAGCAUUUGCUCUCAGCUAGCCACGCUUAUGGGCGGGAGUGUCUCUCUGAGGAGCACAGUGGGUGUCGGAACGACCUUUAUAGUGCAGCUGCCGCUGAAAUAUACCAAAGAAAAACCUUCCAGUACGGCAUCCAGUAGCAUCGGUGGCUCGAGACCGCAAAGCGUUGCGUCUGGGGACCCUGAAACUCGACGCCAAUCAAUGGGAGAGGUACCGGCUGCCGAGAGCUCGAAAGCGACUGCUACGACCGCAUUGGACAAACAGCCUAGGCUUGUGGGGCUAAGUCAGCCAUUCUUCGCGGCCGUCAAGUCACAAACCCCUAAGAGCGAUGAUGAGAAGAUGGCAAUGAUAAAUCAGGCGAUUGAAAAGAAAGGGGGGCAAGGGAAACUGCGCGUUUUGGUGGCCGACGACAACAACACCAAUAUCGAGGUUGUCAGCAGAAUGUUGAAGCUCGAGGACGUGUACGACGUCACAAUCGCCAAGGACGGGCAGGAGGCAUACGAGCUGGUCAAGUCAAACUUUGAGCGGAACGAGAGGUUCGAUGUCAUCUUCAUGGACAUCCAGAUGCCGAACCUAGAUGGGCUUCAAAGCACGAGGCUGAUCCGCAAGAUGGGCUACAACGCGCCCAUUGUUGCCCUGACGGCAUUCUCCGACGCGAGCAAUGUCAAAGAUUGCAUGGAUUCGGGCAUGAACGAGUUCCUCGCGAAACCGAUCCGCAGGCCGGCUCUGAAGCAGGUGCUGCAGAAGUUUGCUACGAUCCCAGAGGAGCCGGAGACGGCGAGCGUAUUGACCAAGAAGACUACACCGGAAGCAACGACACCAGCGGACCCGCCAUCGGAAAAGAGGGAUCUUGGACUGCUCUCAUCGACGGACCUUACUCCCAAGGCGGAGGAACAGCACUCUAACGGGGUGGCUCCACCGGGGAAGUAG
Diaporthe amygdali is the source of this 3516-nucleotide messenger RNA. RefSeq lists its product as uncharacterized. Bases 1 to 3516 code for a protein of 1171 amino acids. The transcript has 7 exons. NCBI's taxonomy places the organism in Eukaryota, Fungi, Ascomycota, Sordariomycetes, Diaporthales, Diaporthaceae. The record is from RefSeq and is a predicted model, not a curated record. Gene Ontology annotation, molecular function: phosphorelay sensor kinase activity. Gene Ontology annotation, biological process: phosphorylation; phosphorelay signal transduction system.